AUGACACUCAUUGAUACAGAAAUAGGGAUUAAAAACAAAUUACUUUGUAAAUGUUUUAAAAAUACACCACCUAGUACUGAUAGUCUCGAUAAUAUAAUUGAGAAAUGGUACCCUGAAGUAAGGCACUUUUGUCCAAAUGUCCCAAUCAUUCUUGUUGGUAACAAACAAGAUCUGCGUAAUGACGAACGAGCACAUCAUGAAUUAGCCAAAGUUCGUCAAGAAUUAGUCAAGUCUGAAGAGGGUCGUCUUAUGGGUGAUCGUAUCAAUGCCUAUGCAUAUUUAGAAUGCUCUGCUAAAACAAAAGAAGGUGUUCGUAAAGUUUUUGAAACAGCUACACGUGCCGCUUUAUCUACUAAACGUAAAGGAAAGAGAACAUGUGAACUUGUUUAAGAAGAAAAAAAAGAGAAGUUAUCUUUUAAAUUUUGAUUGUUGACAGAUGAUAGAAUACUACUGGGUUUGUGUAGAGUUGAUUUAAUGCUCUCUGUGUAUCAUCUCAUUUCUAUAUAUAUACAUACAUUCUAUACUACUUAUGUGUCUGUUUUCAACAAUUUUACUUCUGAUUUAUUCCUAUAUUUGUCUGUUCCUUUGUGUGUGUACUCUUCAGCGUGCUGUUCUCGUGCUAGAGGGGUUAUUUGUUUUGUACUUUAUGCAUUUAUAUUUACACAAUUUGUUCGUUGUUGUGUAAUCUCUCUAUCCCCUGAUCGAUGAGUCUAUUGUUUCUUUACUUCUUUGUCUUUGUAUUCUUUUAUAACUGUUAUUUGUCAUCCCCCAUUCAUAUUGAUAUAAGUGAAUCGUAAAUUUUUCAAAAUGUUUAUGGAAUUAUAAAAAUUAUAAUUCAUUUAUAAGUAGUUGUUUUUGAUCAAGUAAGAUUUACAGAGUGUUUUUUUGUGCAAUAAAAGAAGAAUAUGCAUUCUUUUUGGUUAUAGUCGAUUUCAGAUUGUUAAUCGGACUAUUCUAUCCUCCUUAUUAUUGAAUUCUCAUUAAUUCACGUAAAAAGCGGGGUUUUUUUUUGUUUCGUUGCCCAAUAUUACAUAGUCUUCCAUUUUUCUGUUUGUUUGAUUAAAUGUUAUAUUCUCGGCAUUGAACAGUUAGCUAUUGUUUUUGGAUUGUGACUGUUUGGAUGGAACAACUACUACACUCGUUUUAUUUUGAAAAAAAAAAUAUACGCUGCAUUUUAAAACCUUUCUAAAGAAUAUACUCCACACAUAUGACUAUUUGUUAUGUAAUGUCAUCUAUACGAUUACAUUAAUUUUGUAAAUGCAUGUGCUAUCUCCACCAUUGUGCCUCGGCACAUUUAUUAUAGUUUUCUUUUUUUUUUGUCUUCUACAAAUCAACGUUUUAAAUUUACAUAAUAUAAAUUGAUAAGUAUUCUUGAAA
This is a messenger RNA of Schistosoma turkestanicum, 1377 nucleotides long. The record is from the annotation of a GenBank genome assembly. Lineage: Eukaryota; Metazoa; Platyhelminthes; Trematoda; Strigeidida; Schistosomatidae.